AAUUUAUGUGAAACAUUUUCGAAAUAAGUUCGGCAGUGUUUAGGUUUCGACUAACUUCGUUUCGAAUCAGUGUUAAGUGUAUUGUUAGUUUAUAUAUAAUUAUGUGCUAAUGAACUACAUUAAAGUCAAAUUUUAUCAUUAAAUGCGAUAAAGAACGGGAAUGAAGUUACAUAUAUAAAGGUCAUGGUGAAAAAAUCAUCAAUGGCAGUGGCUAAAAGAUUCAAGGGUUUUUUCUGUAUACAACCGACACUAGACUACAGGGACGUGCACAUGCUGUAUAGAGAACCAGGGAUUUUGACUGGGUACCGGCCAGCAAGGAAAUCUUUCGUGUAUUAUAUAGCCAGUAUAUUCCAACUUCAUAAUGAGACCGUUAACAUCUGGACACAUUCAGUAGCUUGUUUUAUAUUUCUAUAUAAACUACAUCAUAUAUUACAAUCAUCAAAUUUUGACACGGACUGUGAAGCUCUACCAUUGGUUGGUUUCAGCGUUUGCGUUAUAAUAAGUACAUUUCUAAGUGCGUUAACACAUACAUUCCUUUCAAAGUCUCCAUUAUGUCAUUAUAUGUGCUUAUUGAUGGACUAUGCUGGCGUGGGAAUAUAUGGACUAGGGAAGUGUAUAUUAUUUUUCAACAUUUCCAGCCCACCUGAUGUUUUUCGGAACAUGAAUUGGAUUUAUCUCCCUUAUAAUGUAGUUUUGUCGUGGGUAGUGAUGUGUGGAUGCUGUAUCGCCAAACUAUUUUACAGACGACCUUAUCCGUUUAAACGAAAGUUUUUCCAGCUUGGCUCCGGAGGUCUGCAUGCAUUACUUGGUGGGAUACCCAUGGCAUUACGAUUUGUAUAUUGUUUUGUUGAUGACGACUGCGAGAUUGCCUCUUUAAAUCAUCAUGUAUUAUGGAUGAUAACUAUGAUUGUGUCACUUUUCUUUUUCUCAAGUAAUCUUCCUGAAAAGAAAUUUCCUGGAAAGUUUGAUUAUUUUGGUCAAGGACAUAGUAUAUUCCAUGUUAUAAUAUCUUACACGAUAUUGUUACAGUACCGUGCCGCCUAUAUAGAUAUGGAGAAUGGUGACGGUACAAGGUGGAAAUGUCAUCCUGUACGUGCUGUCACACUCUUUAUAUCAAUACUCGUGUACUGUAUAGGUUGUGUUGUAAUUAUAUUUAUUUUGAGGAAAUAUGUAACAAAACGAAUAGAAAGUGAUGAAAAGCAACAACAUUAAAUACGAUUUUGUACAAUUUUAAAACACCUUUUCUGUAUUCAAGCAGUCAAUUAUAAUUACAGAGGUAUUAAUGUUACAAAUGAUGUCACCAUGAGUUGUGAAACGCAAUAAGAAAUAAAAAGCCCCAGAACAGACAAAAACAAAGAACGCUACCUAUAAAUAUAUAUGUAUUUGAUAGAAUAUUAGAAUAUUUUAUUAAAGAGUACAGUUUAAAUAAAUACAUAAUUUUUGGAUUGACAACUGGCUAUUUAAAUACAGUGUUUUUCAAAUUUUCCUUGAAAUAAGAUAUAAAAACAACAACAACAACAACACAGUGCAUCAGAAUGUAUAUUAUGUAUUUGAAGACAUUUAAUGUAACAAUGAUCAAAAUGAAAAGCGAUUCGACAGCUUGGAAGCUGCUGUAAAUAUCAAUAUAACUAGAAAUUGUACAACAUACAACAGUUUGUCUGAUUAAAACAUGCUAUUUUAUGUAAUAUUUAGAUAUGUACAGACACAAAUAUGCAUUUUUAUUGUUUCAUACUAUGCACCAUUGACUGUGAAAAUGGGAGUUUUGGAAUUGAUAAACGGUACAGUGUGACAAAAUAUGCAUUAUUUGCGUUAUUUUCACCUUAAAUAAUUUGUGUUGAUGAUAAUUUAAACAUCAUAGUUACAGUAAAUAAACGGAUGUUAUUUAUAUUAAUAUUUAAUGAUUAGUUAUUGUUUCAAAUUACCGUUCAAUUUGAAUCGAUCAUAUUUUAUUUGCAUACGACAAAUGGCGCCAUCUCCUUUGUUACUACAACAGAAACGUAUCAGUUAACAAAGAACUAAGUUAUUGACGAUGGUUUUUUCAUUUGUUUGUUUGUUUGGUUUUGUUUUAUUCCUGUAGUAUCUUUUGAUGGGAGGAUUCAAUUACUGUCAUUAGAUAUAGUUCAUAUAUAUUUGGAACUUCUAAUCAAUA
Ruditapes philippinarum (Manila clam) is the source of this 2149-nucleotide messenger RNA. Its product is annotated as membrane progestin receptor beta-like. Gene Ontology annotation, cellular component: membrane. The coding region runs from base 184 to 1212 and encodes 342 amino acids. The transcript is spliced from 2 exons. Gene Ontology annotation, molecular function: signaling receptor activity. The record is from RefSeq and is a predicted model, not a curated record. Lineage: Eukaryota; Metazoa; Mollusca; Bivalvia; Venerida; Veneridae.